UCGGGCGACGUGAUUGUUGUCGAGCCGCUCAACGAUCUUCUGAUUACUCAGUUCACAAUAGUGGUUUUUGCUCGUUUUAAUCAAAUGGCAAACUAUGCCUUGCUGAGCAUUUCUGUGCUUAAAACCACUACAGAUAUCUGGUCGGAAUCAUCGUCCUUGCUUUUCUGCGAAGCCUGUAUACGAAAGAAGCGAGAAGACAUUGGGCGUGCUGAAGCAUAG
Molecule: messenger RNA, 219 nt
Organism: Gongylonema pulchrum
Lineage: Eukaryota; Metazoa; Nematoda; Chromadorea; Rhabditida; Gongylonematidae
Source: the annotation of a GenBank genome assembly